UGGUGCCAAAUGCAAUGACCUGGCACAACACACUCCUCUAUAUGUUGUACCCACUUCUCUUCUUUUGCCCCAGCAGUCAGAUCUGUGUCACUCUGUGCCUACUGUACUUGUUGCAGUGUUUUACUAAAGUCCUAUCCUUUGUGCUAAUAGCCCUGUCCUCAUUUGCUGCCUAACUGGACUAUAUAAAGCCAAUAAGAGCUGAGUCCUUGCAGCCUGGAGCCAGAGUCCUGAUGGUGAGGAGUUGGGCAGUGCUGCUGCUGUGCUCAGCCUUCCUCCUCCUCCUCCUCCCCCCAUCCCUCCACCUCCUGGUCCUCUUCUCUCCAUCCCUCCUCCUCCUCCUCUUUGACUCUUCCUCCUCUCUCUUUUUCCCAGUUGCUAUCAGCCUUCCCAGUUUGCAGGUGCUGACUGCUACUCCCUGGAUGGCUGUUUAGUUUGUCCUUGUACCUUGUCGGCCCUUCCUUCCAAAUGUUUGCUUGGGAGUUGUAGUCCCCAUUGCCAGCUUCUCGCCUGCUUCAGCAAUCUCCUGGAUUUGGGGGGUUACAUUGGAAAAGAAAAGAAAAAAAAAAAAAAGAACUUUCAUUUUUUUUUUACAUUUUUUUUUUAUUUUUGGUUAAUGGUUACAGCUGACCUUAGCCAUGCCUGAAACGGGACCAGAUAGCAAUAGCACCCCGGCCAAGGAGUCACCCUUCUCCAUCAAGAGCCUCCUGACUUGUGAGCCCCCUAAAGCAGUUCGCCCACCCAAAGCUCUCUUCACUCCUAUCAAGGGGACCCUGGAUGGAGCAGCCUUUGCCUUAUCUCCCCUGACAGAUCUCUCAUUUCCCAGGCUGGAGUUCCCGACUCAGAGGUUCGCUCUACCUGCACAUUAUUUGGAGAGGUCCCCUGCAUGGUGGUACUCCUACACAUUGACGCAUGGAGGUCAUACACCCAGAACUGAAGUCCCUGAGAAGAGCCUUCUGCUUGGUCCCUCUUCACCUAUCUCUGGUGGGGAAAGAGAAUCUCCAGAACCCAUCCAUAGCCUGAAACAAGAGCUGGACCACAAGGAGAAUGACUCCAAGAGUCCAGAAGAAAUCAUCCUGGAAGAAAGUGAAUCUGAAGAAGGGGGCAAGAAGGAUGAGAGUGGUGAGGACUGGAAGAAAAGGGAGGACAGCCCAGACAAGAAGCCCUGCAGGAAGAAGAAGACCAGGACAGUGUUCUCCAGGAGCCAGGUCUUCCAGCUGGAGUCCACGUUUGACAUGAAGAGGUAUCUCAGCAGCUCAGAGAGGGCAGGACUGGCAGCUUCCCUCCAUUUAACAGAAACCCAGGUCAAGAUCUGGUUCCAGAACCGUAGAAACAAGUGGAAAAGGCAACUGGCAGCAGAACUUGAAGCUGCCAACCUGAGCCAUGCAGCUGCCCAGAGAAUAGUGCGAGUGCCCAUAUUGUACCAUGAGAACUCCUCCAGCGCAGAGAGUGCCAGCUCUGCAGCCAAUGUGCCAGUCAGCCAGCCCCUACUGACAUUCCCCCAUCCAGUCUACUACUCCCAUCCUGUGGUCACAUCAGUCCCACUGCUGAGGCCAGUCUGAGGGCAUUUCCUUGGCACCUGAUUAUUAUUUUGUGUGGUAGGGAAGGACAUCUAUUUUAUAAGAACCUCUGGUGGACAGGACAAUCCACCAUUAUUUAAAGCUGCAGGACUUCUCUCAAAUAUUUGUAAGUAUUGAAAGUGUCUCGAGUUCUGCGACAUUUUGUGGGAACUCUCAAAAGGAGGACUUCUUAAAAUACAGGUUUCAACUUUUUUUUUUUUUAGUUGAACAAAUCUCCCCAAGAUUCAUUUUAUUAUGUUUAAUAAUAAUAAAAAAAAGGGCAAAUAUUAUUUCAUCAGUUUCUUCUUCAAUGUGCCAAAUACUGAACCCCCUGGCACCAAGUGAUGACACUAAACAGCGAGCACUGUAAUAUCUUAUUGUGUUCUGGCGCAUUCACUGUAUACACUAUGGUUUUGCUCAUUUUUGUAAAACAAAAAACAAAAAAUCUGUUGAAUUAAUGUUAUUAUUAUAAUUUUUUAUAUAUAUAAAACCGUCGAUCUGUUAUUUAUUAUAUAAUUCUUUUAUGAUUCUGUCUUCAGAGCCCCUGGUUCGGUUCUUUUCUUGUAGAACAUUCUCUCGAAUGAACAUUGACGACUUGAAACAAACUGUAACAUUAUUAUUAUUAUUAUUUUAUUUUUUAUGUUAUUAAUAUAUAUUUCUGGAUUGUGCAAUAGAAGAGAGAAGGUUCACAGCCCCUUUUAUUGUGAUGGUCACAUUACAAACAUACAACACCUUAGCAAUGUCAUUGUUAAAUACAAAAAAAAAAAAAAAAAAGUAGUUUGAAUUAAAACACACACACACACACACAUAUACAUACACACACACAUAUACACACAUACACACACACAUAUACACACAUACACACACACAUAUACACACGUACACACAUACACACACACAUACACAUAUACACACACACACACACACAUACACACACGUACACACAUACACACACAUACACAUAUACACACACACACACAUACACACAUAUACACACACAUACACACACAUACAAUAUUUGCAGUUUGUAGUUUGAAUUAAAACACACACACACAUACACAUAUACACACACACACAUACACAUAUACACACAUACACACACAUACACAUAUACACACAUACACACACACAUAUACACACAUACAAUAUUUGCAGUUUGUAGUUUGAAUUAAAACACACACACACAUACACAUAUACACACACACAUACACACACAUACAUACAAUAUUUGCAGUUUGUAGUUUGAAUUAAAACACACACAUACACAUAUACACACACACAUAUACACGUAUACACACAUACACACACAUACAUACAAUAUUUGCAGUUUGUAGUUUGAAUUAAAACACACAUACACACAUACACAUAUACACACACACAUACACAUAUACACACAUACACACACAUACACAUAUACACACAUACACACACAUACACAUACAUACACAUAUACACACAUACACACAUACACAUAUACACACAUACACACAUACACAUAUACACACACACAUACACAUAUACACACAUACACACACAUACACAUAUACACACAUACACACACAUACACAUACAUACACAUAUACACAC
Messenger RNA from Hyla sarda, 3143 nucleotides. It is a transcript of the gene HMX3, whose product is annotated as H6 family homeobox 3. Gene Ontology annotation, biological process: regulation of transcription by RNA polymerase II. Gene Ontology annotation, molecular function: DNA-binding transcription factor activity, RNA polymerase II-specific; RNA polymerase II transcription regulatory region sequence-specific DNA binding. Gene Ontology annotation, cellular component: nucleus. Bases 636 to 1559 code for a protein of 307 amino acids. NCBI's taxonomy places the organism in Eukaryota, Metazoa, Chordata, Amphibia, Anura, Hylidae. The transcript has 2 exons. The record is from RefSeq and is a predicted model, not a curated record.